Molecule: messenger RNA, 2556 nt
Organism: Blumeria graminis f. sp. triticale
Lineage: Eukaryota; Fungi; Ascomycota; Leotiomycetes; Helotiales; Erysiphaceae
Source: the annotation of a GenBank genome assembly
AUGUCUAACUCUGACGCCUCGAUAGAUCCCUUGCUCCGAAGCAUUGCAUCUGCAUCACCGUUUAAGUCCUGCUCCCCUAUUGCUACUCCAGAAAAUCUGCCAUCUCGUGCGUCUGAAUACAACUCUCCUUCACCUUUCUUGCAGCAACUGAACUUGCAUCAAUUACAAACCAGUUCUCUAACUGCUCUAGAGAGCCCUCAAGAUGAGGAAAAUCUUGACGAUACUUUUAAUGACCCCAAACGUUCGCGUGCCUGUGAAGCAUGCAGAGGACUUAAAGUUAGAUGCGACCCUGAUCUGAGCAAUCCAGAUGCGCCCUGUAAGAGAUGCGCAAAGGCCAAUCGCAAUUGUAUCGUAACAGCCCCAAGUCGCAAGAGACGCAAAAAAACCGACAGUCGUGUGGCAGAGUUGGAAAAGAAGAUCGACGCAUUAACGGCAACUCUUGCAGCUCAGAGGACCGGCAGCCAUUCUCAUGCAAACCAGAAUGGUGAGAAUCAGCACACUCACGAGCACUUCUCAACACCUGCAUCCCCUCAGCUUAAUUUACGACAACAACAGAUAAUAAGUGGACAGUAUGGCUCUCCAUAUGCCUGUAAACCCGAAUUCUACGCUGAGGAAGCAGCCAGAAACAAUCUGCUCGUAGCCUAUCAAAAUAUACCCCAACCAACCGUGGAUCGGAAACGAAAGGUCGCUGAAAUGUAUGCAAACCAGCCCGACUCACCCACUCCGGCUUCAAGUAUUCCUGCAAACCGUGACGGUCUUACGGAUCCUUGGCCCGAUAGAAAUUUAAUGGGUCCGCCGAACUACAAGUAUAAAGAUGUUAUCGACAGAGGUCUUAUCACCUUGGAUUUGGCAAACAAAAUUUUUGAUUGCUAUAUUUAUAAAAUGGCUCCUCAGAUGCCUAUAGUUGUCUUCCCUCCCGGGACAACAAGCGAAAGAGUUCGCAUGUCAACUCCAAUCCUUUUUCUUGCUAUCCUCAGCGCAAGCUCUGGUUUGAUCUAUCCAAGAGUUCAACAGGCCCUUACAAAAGAAAUUAUGAGUAUAUUUGCUGAGCGCAUCAUUUUUCAAGGCGAAAAAUCCCUUGAAUUAAUUCAAGCUUUACAGGUUAGUACAUUAUGGUACUGGCCUUCAGAGAAAUACGAGGAACUGAAGUUUUACCAACUGAUUCAUAUUGCGGCUGUAAUGGCUAUUGACAUAGGGAUGGGAAAAAUAAACAAGGCUCUAGCCAUAGAUGAAACUGGCUUAACCCGAGAACAGCUACACAAUCAGAAGCCUAAACCUUUUGCAGAGACAUUGGAAGCUAGAAGAGCCUGGCUUGGCUGUUAUUGGCUUUGCUGCUCGGCAUCAACAACCCUUCGUCGCCCAAAUAUAAUUUGUUGGAGCUCGUUUAUCGCCGAUUCCAUAGACAUUCUCGAAAACUCCUCUGAUGCGUAUCUAUCAGAUAAAAUUUUAUGCCAGUUUAUUAAAGCCCAACAUAUUGUGGAAGAGGUGAGUAUCGAUUUUUCAACGGAUAAUCUUGAGGAAUCUGCGCAUUUAUCAGAAUCCGAAGUACAACAACUGCUCAAAAGGUUUGAGCGUGAUUUGAAAAAGUGGAUUCUAGAAUCAAAAAAAAUUACAAUGACUCCGAUUUUAAAAUUGACCGAGCACGUUGUCGAUCUAUACGUGCAUGAAGUUGCUCUACAAUUUGAUAGAACUAUAGAGCAGGUAAAAAUUAACCGCAACAAAGAGGCUUGUGAGAAGUUGAGUGGAAAACGAAAUAAAACCUCUCUCGAUUUUACUCGAAUAGAUACCUUUUCGGAUUGUUUAAAAUCAAUUGAAAGAAUUCUUGAGAUAUUUAUUAGUUUAGAUACUGAAACAAUUCGGGCUUUACCCGUGGCAAAACUUGUACAGGUAGCGUACGCUAUCACUGUAUUGAUUAAAGUAUAUUUUGUUCAUACUAGCUCAAAAAGCACAUCAGGAAACUCAAUCAGCCAAAAUGACUUCAUGAUCGAACGCUACAUAAACGAAUUAAUCGAUGUACUCAGGGCUGCAUCUGUAGAAAAUAAAUCUCAAUCCUCCGCUAAGUUUUUAGCAGCAUUAGUCAUACUCAAAACAUGGUUUCAUCAUCAAAAAGAAAAAAUAAAUCAACAAUUGAGCCUUCAGAGUGAUAGAAAGCAACCAUCUCCAUUAGACGGGCACCUCAAAAACUCAACAGAUAAAUUAUUACGGACUAGAAGAUCAACUAGCCUGAAGCAGCCAUCCUACAGUACAGCAAAUACGCCCUUACAUCUCCUCAGUGAAGUAGCUGCAAGUAAUUCUGGGGAACAAUCUAGCUCUAUCAAUGUCAGAAAAUAUCCUGCUCCGGCGAAUGGGCGACAGCAGUUGCCACAAGAAAGUUUCUCAGGCUUUAAUGAGUUAACUAAUCCUGCUUACCCAUCUUCUAGUCUACUUUCUAGAAAUAUUGACCCAUCACUUAGUUUAGAACAGAACAAUUUUUCAAGCAGAGAUGGGAUUGAUAAUUAUGGGCCAUACUUUGGCAAUGACGCCCUUUUUGGCGGGUUGAUGAAGUACUUAGUUUAA